Molecule: messenger RNA, 1114 nt
Organism: Scheffersomyces amazonensis
Lineage: Eukaryota; Fungi; Ascomycota; Pichiomycetes; Serinales; Debaryomycetaceae
Product: SDR family oxidoreductase
Exons: 1
Coding region: 41-1054 (337 amino acids)
Molecular function (GO): oxidoreductase activity, acting on the CH-OH group of donors, NAD or NADP as acceptor
Source: RefSeq, a predicted model, not a curated record
AAAUCAAAUCAAAUCAACUUAUACAAAUAUACUACAUAAGAUGUCCGCUCAAACCGUUUUCAUUUCUGGUGCCAAUGGGUACAUUGCUCAACAUACCGUUGUCCAAUUAUUAAAGAAAGGUUAUAAUGUUGUUGGUCAAGUUAGACUGGCUGCCAAAGGUGAUGCUUUAGCUAAGGAUUUAAAGAACUCUCAUUUUUCAUAUGAAGUUGUUGAAGUCCUUGAACAAGAAGGUGCCUUUGAUGAAGCUUUAACCAAACAUCCUGAAGUUACUGUAUUCUUACAUACUGCUUCUCCAGCUACAUUUUCAGCUGAAGAUAAUGAAAGAGAUGUAAUAAUUCCUGCUGUUAAUGGUACUAAGAAUGUUCUUAAAUCUAUUAAGAAAGUUGCUCCUCAAAUCAAGAAAGUUAUUGUUACUAGUUCUGCUGUUGCUGCUGGUGACAUUAAUGAAUUGGAAGAUCCUAAAUUUGUCGGAGGUGAAGAUACUUGGAAUCCAAUAACUUACGAAGAAGCUGUUAAGGGAGAUCCAGUUGCUGCUUACCAAGGUUCUAAGAAGUUUGCUGAAUUAGCUGCUUGGGACUUUGUUAAAGCUGAGAAGCCAAACUUUAAGUUGACUACUGUAUUACCUGUUUAUGUCUUUGGACCUCAAGCAUUUGUAUCCGGAUUGAAGAGUUUAAAUCUUACUGCUCAAGUUGUUGCUAAUAUUUUGGACUUAAAGAGAGAUGAUGCAGUUCCUGCUAUGGAAAACUCUUUUGCAGAUGUUCGUGAUAUUGCACUUGGUCAUAUUGCUGCUUUUGAAAAUGAUACCGCUGCUGGUAAGAGAUUGCUUAUUACCUCUGGAAGAUUUAACUUUCAAAGAAUUGUUGACAUUGUUAGAGAAAGCUUCCCAAAGUUGGCUGAUAAAUUACCGGUAGGUACUCCAGCCUCAAAGAAUAUUUUUGAUCAUUACAACAAGUUAAAUGAUUCUAAUGCUAGAGAAGUUGUUGGUAUUGAAUAUAUCCCACUUGAGAAAACUAUUGUUGAUCACAUUGGGCAGAUCUUAGAAAACAGAAAUUAGUAUGUUGUACUUCUGUGCCAUUAUUUGUUCAUUUAUCUUAUCAGGGAUUAUAAAAUAGUG